This is a messenger RNA of Hyalella azteca, 738 nucleotides long. RefSeq names its product putative acyl-coenzyme A oxidase 3.2, peroxisomal. Gene Ontology annotation, cellular component: peroxisome. The record is from RefSeq and is a predicted model, not a curated record. Gene Ontology annotation, biological process: fatty acid beta-oxidation using acyl-CoA oxidase; lipid homeostasis. Lineage: Eukaryota; Metazoa; Arthropoda; Malacostraca; Amphipoda; Hyalellidae. The annotation marks the transcript as partial. The transcript has 5 exons. Gene Ontology annotation, molecular function: FAD binding; fatty acid binding; acyl-CoA oxidase activity.
GUGAUGGCUGGUGUGCGCGUGGAGGACAUGGGACACAAGAUGGGCCUCAAUGGCGUCGACAAUGCCAAGCUAUUCUUCGACAACGUGCGCGUGCCUCGCACCAACCUCCUCAACAGAUACUCCGACAUUACCGAGGACGGCCAGUUCCACUCUCAAAUCAAGAGCGCCCGCGGUCGCUUCCUGAGCGUGGCGGACCAGCUGCUAUCGGGCCGCAUCUGCAUCUCGAGCAUGGCGGUGGGCGGCAGCAAGGCCUGCCUCGCCAUCGCCGUCCGCUACGCCGCCACCAGGCUCACCGUCGGGGCGACCGGCCGCUCGGACACCGCGAUCCUGCAGUACCAGCUGCAGCAGCGCGCCCUCCUGCCGCUCCUCGCCCGCACCUACGCCAUCAACAUCGGCCUGGACUACGUCAAGCGGUGUUGGGCGGAGCAGCCUAGCGACGGCAGCGAGCACGCGUCCGUGGUCACCAAGUGCUGUGCCAUCAAACCUCUGGCGGCGUGGCACCUCGAGCGCACUGCCACCAUCUGCAGGGAGCGCAGCGGCGGCCAGGGCUUCCUCUCCUGCAACAGAUUUGGCACGUUCAUCGGGCUGGCCCACGCGGCCGUGACCGCUGAGGGCGACAGCUCGGUCCUCAUGCAGAAAGUGGCCAAGGAGCGACUGGCCGCGUUCAGACCGGUGGCCACGGACACGGGAUGCGGUCUGUUGGACCUCCUCGCGCAGCGCGAGAACAAACUCUUCUCG